Messenger RNA from Cydia amplana, 2574 nucleotides. RefSeq lists its product as uncharacterized. The record is from RefSeq and is a predicted model, not a curated record. The coding region runs from base 103 to 2496 and encodes 797 amino acids. Lineage: Eukaryota; Metazoa; Arthropoda; Insecta; Lepidoptera; Tortricidae. The transcript has 8 exons.
GUCGUGUUUUAAUUUCUACAAAUUUCAAUUCUAUCGCUAAUAAAUACUAACUGUACCAAAUAAGAGUGAAUUUAAGCUCUGGAGACGACUUAUUCUGGAAAAAUGCGUCGCAAUAUGAACCAAAUGCCAGCGCGAGGUGGCCCGUUGAUGACGGAUCAUUUACAAGAUUUAGAGUUGGAGCUUGAGCUUCUAAAGCGUAAGAGGCAGCUGAUCCAGCGUCAGCAAAGCAGUAUGCUCUAUGACCGUCCCAGCGCGCCCCUUCUUGAUAAUAUGAGAUACAACCAGCCGUCUCAAUCGUUUAACGAUCGGUUCAAUGAACCUCAGCAUUUGAACUUUUCUCAUUUGUACAAUGAAACCCCUCGGAACAACCAGGGCUUUGGCUUGAAACGUCAAGCGCAGCCGGCCUGGUCUGGCGCACCCAGCAACAACAUGGGUGGUCAAAAGCGGCCUAGGCCGAACCCCUUCAUCCAACCAUUCCAAAAUAAUACACAACAACCUUUCCAACGGCCCGGGUUUAUCCCCCAGCCUCUUCUGAACACUCCCAAAAUUAAACCGCUUAUGAACUUCCCGGUUCAAAGAAACCGCCCUGUCAACCGACCAAAUAUGAAGCAAAAUCAAGGCCCUAAGCCUCUCACUCAGCAUCCAAAUUUCAAGCAAAAUAAGCCCGCCAACGCCAACCGACCCGGUAACGCAAACCGGCCUGCCAACGCAAACCGUCCUGCCAACGCAAAUCGGCCUGCCGGUUUCGUAGCUAAAAAGAACACAUCCCCCAAUAAGCCCGUUCAAAACAAUUCUUUCAAUAACUCACCAUCCAAAAAGGCGCAGGAGCGCAUUUUCACGGCCAAUAAGAAGCCGAAUAAUAAAAUGAACGGCCGGUUAGAGUUAGCUCUAGGGAUGAUCGUUAAAGAGAUCAAGGUGACAUAUGAAAACAAGCCUGAAUACAAGGGUCUGUUUUCCUAUCUCCCGCUCACUCGCCUCAUGAAGCAAGGCGUCCGGGAGCGCUUGCACUCCGCAAUGGACGGGAAAAAGGUUGAUAAGACCUCGGACAUACUGGCGGAGUACCGCCAGAAAUUCCCUCUGGAAACCGACAAGGAAAUCGUGGAACUCGCGUCACUUGAGCAGAAGAAGGACGACCAAAAACUCGAACUUGCGAUCACUUUGCUCGAAGAAGGUGACCCGGAACAAUUUUUCAAGAAAAACAUGAACAAAUUACUGCAAGCGAGAUUUGAUGAGAUGAUGGGAAAGCUUGAAAAGAUGAUUACUGAAGAAAGUAAGGUCACAAAAGCUGAAAUCCUGGAGAAUUUGCCGGAACUUAAGAAAGAACCGCCAAUUGGUAAUACUAAAGACACUUCAAAGGCUAACGAUAAUGAUUUAGAGGAAGCUGAAGAUACUCCUGCUAACGCUGAAACAGCUGAAAAGGCCGCCGAGGCACCAGCUAGUGCUGAAACAGCUGAAAAGGCCGCCGAGGCACCAGCUAGUGCUGAAACAGCUGAAAAGCUUGCUGAAGUUGAAUCAGCAGUUGAGAAUGCAGAUGAAACAGCAAAGCCGGAUGAACCAGUACAGGAGAAUGGAUCUGUUUUGCACUAUAAGCAGAACAUGUAUGAAAAGUGGCUCUCAUUUUACAUUCAGCGCAGGCUGCCUUCGUUGGUACAUAGACAUAGAUCUAACAUCCUAAAGGUGUUCGACCUGGACCACAUGUACUCUAACACGAAGGCGGCCAUUAUCAUCAACGCCAACAGCAAGGCCCAGGCUAUGAAGGCUGGUCAGAAGACCGACAGCGAACAGGGCAAGGAUGAUCCUGAACUGCCGCGCAAUCUGCCGUAUUUUGCUAAGGUACUAGCAGUUCCAGCCAUGCCCAAGCGUAAGAUCAUGCAAGAGUUCCUGAACAAGUUCCAACCGAAGACCAUCAAGCGGCAUAAGAAGAACUACAACCUGCUGUUUGUCGGGUUCGACUCCAAGGAGAACUAUGACAAGAUUCUGGCCGCAAACCAGACUACACUAGGCAACGCAACCCUCAGCAUCCUCGGAAACGUGUCCAAGGCGCCUACAAAUGAGACGGACGAUCAGACCGAUCUCGACCAAGUCCUGACUCCGCAGCUCGACGAUCAGAUCAACGAUCUCCUCAGUUCCAUCCGUAAAGCAGAUGAGGAGUCUAAUGCCAACGGCGAUGACAGUGUCGCUGAAGUUGAUUUAACUCUGGAGGAAAGUCAAGAAGUGCAAGAUACUUCAAACGAGACGUCAAAAGUUGAAGAAAUGGUCAAUGAAAUAAGUGAAACUGAUAAUUCUCAAGAAAAUGAAACUGACGAUAAAAGCGAUGAUUGCGAAGUUGUUGAGGCGAAUGGGAAUAGUGUAGUUACUAUUGAAGACGAUGAAGUCACUCCGCUAAAAACUGAUGAAGUUCAGAAGCCAGCAGCACCGGCCACUCCGGCUAAAGGUCGAGCCCCGGCUACACCAAGGUCUGUUAACACCAGGCGAUCCAGCCGUCUCCAGAACUGAGAUCACUGCCUUUAAACUCUGUUCCAUUAGGACAGCGGUACUCAACCUGCGGCCCGCCGGGUUUUUUUAGGUUAGAUC